Molecule: messenger RNA, 2453 nt
Organism: Aphidius gifuensis
Lineage: Eukaryota; Metazoa; Arthropoda; Insecta; Hymenoptera; Braconidae
Product: transmembrane protein 135-like
Exons: 8
Coding region: 457-1842 (461 amino acids)
Source: RefSeq, a predicted model, not a curated record
AGUUGAUUAAAAACCUUGUUCGGGAACAGUCGGCACAUUGGCCUUCGUUGACUGUCGUUCAGUCAAGUUUUUGUUGUUGUUGUUGUUUAUCUUAACUUGUUUAUCAAGCUUUCAGCUCUCAGCUGAUUCAAUAACCUUUGAAUUUUGACAAGCAAAAAAAAAAUAAAUAAAUAUCAAUUAUAAUGAUAAACACUUGACAAUGAACAAAGUUUAAAUUAUCAAAAUAUCAAGUGCCUUCUAAAUAUUAUCUAGGUCAAAAAAUUAUUGGUUUAUUUAUUUUUUAUGUUUAUUAAAUUAUCGUUUUUAUAUUUAUAUUAAAAAAAAAAAAAACAAAAUUAUACAAUGCUGAUUGAUGCACUGUGUUCAAAGUGCUCUUGAGUGAAUUAAUGCUAUCUUUUUUUUUUUGUUAAGUUCCUCUGAUUAUUAAUUUAUUAAUUAUUAUUUAUUUAUACAAAAAUGCCAACACAAUUGAGUAAAUUUUCUAUAAAUUCUACUUGUCAUGAAGUUAUACAUCCUUGGACAAAUUCCUGUAUUUCAGCAACUGCUGGACUUGGUCUGCAUUCCAUCCAAGAAUGUCUAAAAAUAUAUUCAACUGUUUACUUUGUAACUUUGUUAAUGAAAGGAAAAAAACCAUCAAAAGAUGACAUCAAAAAAACAAUCAGUGGUAUUUUACAAUCAACUGCAUUUUUGUCAUGGAGUGCAUUUACAUUAUCAUUUUCAAUUUGUUGUUUGAGACGAAUUCUGGGUAAUUUUAAUAUUUUAUCUGUAUCAUAUAUUCCAUCAUUUUUUUCAUGUUUAUCAGCAAUUAUUAUUGAAAGACCAUCAAGACGUCCACUUCUUUGUCUAUAUGUAUCAAAUAUUGCAACAGAAACAUUAUUUAAAAUGGGUGUAUGGAGAGGAUAUUGGAAACCAAUAAAAUUUGGUAAUGUUUAUAUAUUUGCAACAAGUAUGGCAAUGUUAUUAUAUUAUUAUCGUUGUGAAGAAAUUAAAAAAGAUUCAAUAUUUCGUAUUAUUAAAUUUAUUGCAAGUCCAUAUGAAGAUCCAACUCAUAAUGAUCAUAAAAAUAUUUCAAUAAAUAAUUCUAAUAAACAUACUGAUGCUAAAAAAAAAAUUAUAUAUAAAAAUAAAAAAUCAUUAAGUAUUAUUUGGAAAUCAUUAAAAGUUUAUCAAUAUAUUAUAACUUGGAUUAAAAGUUUAACAAGACAUUCAACUUGUCCACAUCCACACAGUUGUAUACAUUUUAUUAUUGAGGGAACAAGUAAGCUAUUUGGAAUUGGAUUGGGUGUACAAUUAUCAAUGAAGAUAAUUUUUCAAUUACAAAAAUUAAUAAAACAGCCAAAAUUAAUUAAAACAAUUUUAUUUAAAAAAAAUAAUUUUAAUUUGGCAUUAUUUCUUGGUGGAUUUACUGGUUUUUAUAGACUGAUGACAUGUUUAUUGAGAAGAACAUUUGAUAAAGAUUCAAAGUAUCAUGCAAUACCAUCUGGUUUAGUUGCUGGUGCUGCAUUUGCUAUGUUUCCAAAUAAUACUGUUGCACUUUAUGUCAUGUGGAAAUCAUUACAGUUGUACUGGAAUAGAGGUGUUGAAAAAGGAUAUUUACCAGAGUACAAAUGGUUUGUUAUUGUUUUAUAUAGUCUAAGUACUGCAGUGCUUCUUCAUGCAGCAAUUGUUGAGCCACAAAAUCUCAGAUCAUCUUAUUGGAAAUUUUUAUACAACUUAUCUGGUGGAAGAAUUGCAUCAAUGUCAAGAGUUCCUCUUGAUGAAUUUGGCUUGAGUUCAUCAAAAUGUCUACAAGAUGUUUUGAAAGCAACAAACACAACAGAUAUUAAAAAAUAUUCAUUUUAAAAAUAUAUUAUUUAUUCAGUGUAUUGUUUACAAUACGAUGAGGUAAUACUUUAUUUUUUUUUCAAGUUAAUAUAAUCAUAAUGACGUGAAAAAAUAUAUGAAUAGUCAAUUGUGAUUUUUGCAUAAUACAGAGUCCAAAAGCCAGUGUCCUAUAACUAGGAUAGAUCAUUGAAAUUGAAAAAAAAAAAAUUAGUAUAUUUCAUAAGUACGUACGAAGUUCAAAAUUAUUAUAAUCAUUAUAAUAAUACAAGCAAAUUAUUAUUUUUUUACGGGAUAAAAUGCUUAUAUAUAUUUUUUUUUUAAUUUAAUUUAUUAUUUAUUUAAAAUGGUGCAUAGAUUUCUUUUAUAUUUAAAAAAAAAGGGUUUAAAAAUUACCUUAUAGAAAUAUUUUAAUUAUCAAUCGAGUCUUUUUUUUUUUUUUAAACAAUUUAUUUAUUGUUUAGCUGUAUCAAAUUAACAAUCAAAAAGGCGUAUUGAUAAAUUUAAAAAAUAAAUUAAAUAUUUUCAAUGAUAUUUUAUUUAUUAUACAUAAAAAAGUUUUCAUAAAAAAAAAUAUUUUCAUACAAUUUUAUAAUGAUUGUUGUUUAAUAAAAAAAAAAAAAAUGCAAGUA